This is a messenger RNA of Xenopus tropicalis (tropical clawed frog), 2413 nucleotides long. It is a transcript of the gene rtcb, whose product is annotated as RNA 2',3'-cyclic phosphate and 5'-OH ligase. Gene Ontology annotation, cellular component: nucleus; tRNA-splicing ligase complex; cytoplasm. Lineage: Eukaryota; Metazoa; Chordata; Amphibia; Anura; Pipidae. The record is from RefSeq and is marked provisional. Gene Ontology annotation, biological process: RNA processing; tRNA splicing, via endonucleolytic cleavage and ligation. Gene Ontology annotation, molecular function: RNA ligase (GTP) activity; ligase activity, forming phosphoric ester bonds.
GUCCCCGGUGCGUGUGUGUGAGGGAGAGAAGCGCUGGCACCAUGAGCCGCAGUUACAAUGACGAGUUACAGUAUCUGGACAAGAUCCAUAAGAACUGCUGGCGGAUCCGCAAGGGCUUCGUGCCCAACAUGCAGGUAGAAGGGGUGUUCUAUGUGAAUGACCCCCUGGAGAAGCUGAUGUUCGAGGAGCUGAGGAAUGCCAGCCGGGGGGGAGCCGCCGGAGGUUUCCUUCCCGCCAUGAAGCAGAUCGGCAAUGUGGCGGCUUUACCUGGGAUCAUUCAUAGAUCUAUCGGGCUACCAGAUGUGCACUCUGGCUAUGGAUUUGCCAUCGGAAACAUGGCAGCGUUUGAUAUGGACAACCCCGAAGCAGUUGUCUCCCCAGGUGGUGUUGGCUUCGACAUAAACUGCGGGGUCCGCCUGCUUCGUACAAACCUCGAUGAGAGCGACGUGCAGCCGGUGAAAGAGCAGCUGGCCCAGGCCAUGUUCGACCAUAUCCCAGUAGGGGUCGGAUCCAAAGGGGUCAUCCCUAUGGGGGCCAAGGAUCUGGAGGAAGCCCUCGAGAUGGGGGUGGACUGGUCGCUGCGAGAAGGCUACGCCUGGGCCGAGGACAAGGAGCACUGCGAGGAGUAUGGCCGCAUGUUGCAGGCUGACCCCAGCAAGGUCUCCUCUAAAGCGAAGAAGCGAGGGCUGCCUCAGCUGGGGACCCUCGGAGCUGGAAACCAUUACGCCGAAGUCCAGGUGGUCGACGACAUAUACGACGAGUAUGCCGCCAAGAAAAUGGGCAUCGACCACAAGGGGCAAGUGUGCGUCAUGAUCCACAGCGGCAGCCGCGGCUUGGGGCAUCAAGUGGCGACAGAUGCUCUGGUUGCCAUGGAGAAAGCCAUGAAGAGGGACAAGAUCACGGUGAACGAUCGCCAGUUGGCCUGUGCCCGCAUCUCCUCGGCCGAGGGGCAAGAUUAUCUCAAAGGCAUGGCCGCCGCGGGCAACUACGCUUGGGUCAACCGCUCCUCCAUGACCUUCCUGACCAGACAGGCCUUCUCCAAAGUGUUCAACACGACUCCGGACGACCUGGACUUGCACGUCAUCUACGACGUGUCCCACAACAUCGCCAAGGUGGAGCAGCACGUGGUGGACGGGAAGGAGAAGACACUGUUGGUGCACAGGAAGGGGUCCACGCGUGCUUUCCCUCCCCACCACCCCCUCAUUCCUGUGGAUUAUCAGUUGACUGGGCAGCCGGUAUUGAUUGGUGGAACCAUGGGAACCUGCAGUUAUGUCCUUACUGGCACUGACCAGGGCAUGACUGAGACGUUUGGCACUACCUGCCAUGGCGCUGGUCGUGCCCUUUCCAGAGCCAAGUCAAGAAGAAACCUUGAUUUCCAAGAUGUUCUAGACAAACUGGCAGACUUGGGCAUCGCCAUUCGCGUGGCUUCUCCAAAACUGGUCAUGGAAGAGGCCCCCGAGUCGUACAAGAACGUCACGGACGUAGUAAAUACCUGCCACGAUGCCGGCAUCAGCAAGAAAGCCAUCAAGCUCCGCCCCAUUGCGGUCAUCAAAGGCUGAGCCCCCGGGAAAUCGGUGACUGAUAAAACGCCAAUAUUUGCGCUCUUCAUACCUGUCGGUCUGGCAGAUGUUGCUGAGCUCACAGCACUACAGCACGCGAGGGGUUAAUCCUCUGCACUUACCUGGCAACAGCAAAGCCCCCCAAACCUUUUUUUUUUUUUUUUUUUUCCCCCCCCUCCUGCUGAAUUUAGUAGCUGAGAAUUAUCAGCAUUUUGCUUUCUCUUUUACUAACACUGGGCAACGUUUCCCCCAUGCAGUAACCCAUAGCAACCAGCUGCAGGUUUGCAGUAGACCGACCAAAGCUGACUGCUGAUUGGUUGCUAUGGGUUACUGUUUUGUGACAUUGGUCCAGUGUUGGAAUAGGGGCUUCUGGGUAUUAUACUGAUACCGUAGAGUUACUACUGGGGCAGGUUUUGCUUUGUGUGUCUUAAAUCUGCUUUUUUUUGUUAUUGGUCAGAACUGGAUCUCCCUUCACAGAGGGAAGGGAAUCUAAUGAGGGCACUUACUGUAAUAGUAGAGUCCAGGGGUAAGUGGGCCUGCUGGAGAGGGCAUGUAUGGUUGGAUAUUUGCCCAUCAGGGAUGCUGGGAGUUCAGUUCAGCUGUUGGUGGGAGUUGUAGUUUAACAAUCCCCAUAGGGCUAUGUCUGAACUAGGGAACAGGCAAUCGCCUGAUAACAUCGUGCUGGGAGUUGUAGUGCAACAACAGCUGGAGGGUCAGGGGUUAAACUCUGACCUUUUAUAUUACCUCCCCUUCAGUGGGGGGGUGAGCAGCUUUCCUGCUUUGCAAAUGGGGCCCCCCGCUAUCACUAUUUGCCUGACUGCACAAGAGGGAAAUAAAAAAAUCCUUACAAGCAA